Carcharodon carcharias (great white shark) is the source of this 1494-nucleotide messenger RNA. It is a transcript of the gene drg1, whose product is annotated as developmentally regulated GTP binding protein 1. Gene Ontology annotation, cellular component: cytoplasm. Gene Ontology annotation, biological process: cytoplasmic translation. The coding region runs from base 132 to 1232 and encodes 366 amino acids. Gene Ontology annotation, molecular function: GTP binding; GTPase activity. The transcript has 9 exons. The record is from RefSeq and is a predicted model, not a curated record. NCBI's taxonomy places the organism in Eukaryota, Metazoa, Chordata, Chondrichthyes, Lamniformes, Lamnidae.
UUCGCCUCCCCGGAGUUCCAAAUCCCGUCGAACAGUUGAUCUCGCGAGGAGCCGGUUGUCCGAUUCUGACGGGAAAAUCCACCCGGUGAGCAAGCUGGGCCUCCGGGAGAGAGUGCAACACCGCCGCCAACAUGAGCAUCCUACAGAAAAUCUCCGAGAUUGAGGCCGAGAUGGCCCGGACACAGAAGAACAAAGCAACAGCUCACCAUUUGGGGCUUCUGAAAGCUCGUCUGGCCAAACUACGGCGAGAACUUAUCACCCCUAAGGGUGGAGGUGGAGGAGGACCUGGUGAAGGAUUUGACGUUGCAAAGACUGGAGAUGCCCGGAUUGGGUUUGUGGGCUUUCCUUCUGUUGGAAAAUCGACAUUACUGAGUAACCUGGCUGGAGUAUACUCUGAGGUUGCAGCCUAUGAGUUUACCACCUUGACCACGGUACCGGGCGUGAUUCGCUAUAAAGGAGCUAAGAUACAGCUGCUAGAUCUUCCUGGUAUCAUUGAGGGAGCUAAAGAUGGUAAAGGCCGAGGGCGUCAAGUUAUUGCUGUGGCUCGUACCUGCAAUCUGAUCCUUAUUGUACUGGACGUGCUGAAACCGCUGGCACACAAGAAAAUAAUUGAGAAUGAGGUGGAAGGGUUUGGAAUCCGGCUUAACAAGCAGCCGCCCAACAUUGGAUUCAGAAAGAAGGACAAAGGAGGCAUUAACCUGACGUCGACGUGUGUGCAGAGCGAGUUGGACAUGGAUACUGUUAAAAGUAUCCUUGCUGAAUACAAAAUCCACAAUGCAGAUAUCACAUUACGCAGCGAUUCAACAGCAGAUGAUCUAAUUGAUGUGGUUGAGGGUAAUCGGGUAUAUAUCCCAUGUAUUUAUGUUCUAAACAAAAUUGACCAGAUCUCUUUGGAGGAACUGGAUGUCAUUUACAAAAUACCGCACUGUGUGCCAAUCUCUGCACACCACCGCUGGAACUUUGAUGAUCUACUGGAAAAAUUAUGGGAUUACUUGCAACUUGUACGGAUUUACACCAAACCCAAGGGACAGUUACCUGACUACAGUUCCCCAGUCGUGUUACCACAUCGAAAAACUACAGUCGAGGAUUUCUGCAUGAAAAUCCACAAAAACCUAAUUAAAGAAUUCAAAUAUGCUUUGGUGUGGGGUUCCUCUGUGAAAUAUAACCCACAGAAGGUUGGCAAGGACCAUGUGCUGGAAGAUGAGGAUGUAAUUCAGAUAGUCAAGAAGUAAAAUGGGAAAUUUCCAUCAUUGGCUCGAAGCUCCUUUCUCCUGUUUCCCUAUUGGUGCCAAACUCCAUCAUACCAUGCUUGAUAAACUUCUAGUCACUGCAAGAAUUUGAAUGAGAACCUGUUUGAUUAAACUGCAGAGAUAUUGUUUCGUCCAAAAUGGUUGCAAAAGGGGACAUGAGAAUCUUGUGUUUAAACAUGCAGUUGCUAUGGUAUAAUUUAGCUAAUAAAGACAGACAUAUUCUGAGGAACAGAAUUGAACAUCA